Molecule: messenger RNA, 5449 nt
Organism: Gopherus evgoodei (Goodes thornscrub tortoise)
Lineage: Eukaryota; Metazoa; Chordata; Testudines; Testudinidae
Exons: 18
Coding region: 41-4402 (1453 amino acids)
Source: RefSeq, a predicted model, not a curated record
UCCUGCUGCGGGUGUCCCCUUGCCGCUGCACCGCGGAGAAAUGGCGCUGCUGCUGCCGGGGUGUCUUUUCUGCCUCUUGGCGGCUCCCUGCUGUGUCCUGUCGCAGAUCCGCCUGGCCCCGUCCGCCCCGGGAGUGGUGAAGCCCGGAGAGUCCCUCACGGUGACUUGCGCAGUGUCGGGGGACUCCAUCGCUACCCGCGCCUGGUGGAACUGGGUGCGCGAACUCCCCGGCCGAGGGCUGCAAUGGGUGGGGCGCAUCCAUUUCUCCGGGAGCACGAACUACGCCCCCGACCUGCAAACGCGAGCGAGCAUCGCCAGAGAUGACGCCAAGAACGAGUAUUACCUGCAGCUCCGCUCCCUGACCUCUGCGGACACCGGCACCUAUUACUGCACCAGGUGGGACUUUGAUUACUGGGGCCAAGGGACCAUGGUCACCGUCACUACAGCGACCCCAGCUGCCCCAUCUCUUUUCCCGCUCUACCCUUCCUGCGAGGCCGACGCGAGCCAAGAUCCUGUAGCACUGGGCUGUUUGGCUAAGGACUUCCUUCCGGAAACAAUCGAUUUCUCCUGGAAAAAUAACACAAACACCAGCAUCACCGAUGGCAUCAAGAAAUUCCCCUCAAUCCUGAAUACAGCUGGGACUUAUAUUGCCACCACUCAGCUAUUGGUCACCGCCUCCGAAGCACAAGGAGUUUUCUAUUGCACAGCCACAUACCCUAGUGGAGAAGAGACAAUCAAAGUAAAUCAUUCUUGUCCGCCUACUACUGAACCCAGUAUGACCAUCCGCCCCCCAGCCAGAGACCAAUUCCUAGAGCCCAAUAAAACCUCCACCAUCAUCUGCAGCGUUAAGAACUUAUGCAACCAGGCCGUUACCAUGAAGUGGCUGAAGGACGGGGAAGAGGUCAGCUCUGGAAUCCACACUGUUGCCCCUGUCUCCAGUGGCUGUAAUGGUUACACCCUCAUCAGCGAACUGACUGUCUCGGAGGAAGAUUGGGACAGCAACAGUGUGUACAGCUGCAAGGUGGAGAGCAAUAAUUUCAGUGACAUAAGGAACACUAGCAAGUGUUUUGAGUGUGGAGAAGCUGAGUGUUCCCCUCUUGACAUCGACGCCCAGCUAAUCCCGCCUAAUUUUGCUGAUAUUUACAUCCGCAAAUCGGCCAUACUGACCUGCAGGGUCACUAACAUGCAAUCCACGGAGGGGCUCAACGUGACCUGGAAGAGAGAGGAUGGCACGGAGCUGGAGACCAGCAUCGGAGAACGCAAGGUGCAGAGCAACUGCCAUGUCAGCGUGGAUGCCACGACCUCCGUGUGCGUGGAUGAGUGGGAGAGAGGAGACAAGUACACCUGCGAAGUGAUUCAUCCAGAGCUCACCUCCCCCCUUAAAAAGAAUUUGACCAAACAGCCUGUAACCAACAGCCACGCUCCGUCAGUCUACAUCUUCCCUCCUCCCGCCGAGCAGCUGGCCCUCCGCGAAGCUGCCACCGUCACCUGCCUGGUGAAAAGUUUCAACCCCCCUGACCUCUUCAUCAAGUGGCUGAGCAACGGCGAGGAGCUGAACGCCUCCAAGUACAUCAGCACCCAGCCCAUCCAGGAGUCCAGCCAGCCGCUGCUGUACUUCGCCUACAGCACCCUGCAGAUCAGUGAACAGGAGUGGAACGCCGGCAACACCUACACCUGCUUAGUCGGACAUGAGAAGCUGCCCCUGCAGGUGACCCAGAGGACCGUGGACAAGUCCACCGGUAAACCAACCUUGGUCAAUGUCUCCCUGGUGCUGUCCGACACCAAUACCUUUUAUCUAGAUGGCUUCGUGGAUGCCGAAGAGGAAGACUUCUACAACCUCUGGACAACAGCCUCCACUUUUAUCAUCCUCUUCCUCCUGAGUCUUUUCUACAGCACCACGGUGACACUGAUCAAGGGCUCCCGGGCACAUGCGGGGUGGUACCGGCGGCAGCGACAGCAGCCAGGCGAGUGUGUGGAAGCCCUGGCCAUGCUGGAAGAGUGCGCCGGACCAUGUCUAUGGAACCCCACAGCCCCCUCCGUCUUCCCCCUGGUUCCCUGCUGCACCAAGACUGACAAUGCUCCCCCGGACACAAGCUUGGCCUGCCUUGUAACGGGUUAUUUCCCAUCACCAGUGGAGAUCAAGUGGAAUUCGGGCAAAGUGACCCAGGGGGUCACAACUUUCCCAGAGGUGACAGUGAGCAACGGGCGCUUCGCCCAGAGCAGCCUGCUGAUCAUCCCUGCCAGGCCCCGGCAGGGCGACACCUACCAGUGCGAUGUGACACAUCAAGGGACAGCAACGACCGAGUCGAAGAAGUUCCCUCAGGAGUGGUGUGGUUUGACAAAGCCACCCGAGGUUCACCUCCUGGUGCCCACCUGCGAGGAGAGCUCCACGGAGAGCCAGCUGGAGCUGGUUUGCCUCCUCCUGAGCUUCAAACCCAACAAAGCCAACGUGAAAUGGCUGGUGAAUGGAAAGGAGAGCAGCCCCCCCACCCCGGCCUUUUCCUUUGCAAUGGGCACAGAUGGUUUCUACAUGGGGCAGAGCCGCAUGAACGUCACCAAGCAGAGCUGGGAGAAGGGGGACGUCUACACCUGCCAAGUGACCCACCCAGCAGUGGGAGCAGAGCUCUCCAUGCACAACACCAGCAAGUGCUUGGCCUGCCUCAGAAGCUCACUUGACCCAACCAUCUACUUAACCAAACCCUCCUAUGAAGACGUCAUCAAAAAUUCUGGUCAUGUUACCUGUCUAGUUCUGGGCUAUGACUUAGCAGCCAGCAGAAUCGCAUGGAAAGUGAAUGGGCAAGUCAGCUCUGCGGCAAAGACAGAACCCCCCAAGAAGAACAGCAACGGGACCACCAGCCUGCUCAGUUCUCACCCUGUGUCGCUGGCACAAUGGGGACAAGGCACCCAAUUUACCUGCAAAGUGACCACACCCUGUUCUGGAGAACUAACGCAGGACAUAACCAUGAGCAAUACAGGCAUCAGGAAGAAGGAGCCCUCAGUCACCAUCUCCCGAGCCUACCACGAAGACAUCUCCGGGAAUAGAGUCUCCUUGACUCUCAUCUGUGAAGCUAGCGGCUUUUACCCAGCAGAGAUCAGCAUCUCAUGGUUGAAGAACAACUCCCCAGAACUCAAGUCGAGUUACAAUAAUGGCCCUGUGUCAGGAAGUGGCACUUUCUCUGCCUACAGCAUCCUGAAGGUUGACAAAAGUGUAGGAGCAGUAAAUUACACCUGCGUGGUGCAUCACCCAGCCAUGGAAGAGCCCAAGAAGGUUGUGGAAAAGGUGUCCCUCGAUUUCCUGGAGACAUCUCCCCCAACAGUCACAGUCUUCCACACACCAGACAUAGGUGGGCAUGAGAAUCUGACCUGCUUUGCCACUGGCUUCUACCCAAAGCACCUAGACAUGCAAUGGACUGUCAACAAUCAGCAGCUCAGCUGCAGCUUUCCCUCCUCUCCGACGGCCCUGGGCGAUGGGAGGUUCCAGCAGAGCUGUCAGCUGGUGUUCAGAGCGGCUGAGAGGAGCACGCUGAAGCCCUACACCUGCACUGUGACCCAUAGCUCCACUAAGAUGAUCCUGAAGACGGUGCUGCACUCUACUGGCUGCCGGGAACCAGCAUUGCCAUCUGCCUACAUCCAGCCCCCAUCUUUGAAAGAGCUUUUCAUGAACAAGUCAGCUUCUGUGAUGUGCAAGACCUCCCUGGCCAAUGCCAGUAUCAACUGGACAAUGGACGGUGAGCUGGUGGACCUGGGAGCCGUGAGGAUGGAGCAACUCAACGGCAGCACCUGGCUGCAAAGUUGGCUGCAGGUCAACCUGAGUGAAUGGAACUCCACCGAGACGGUCAGAUGCCAGAUCAAGAGUGACCUGGCGGAGAAUGUGCUGGGCAUCAGCCCAAAGAAUGGUUCCUUGAAGGCUCCAACCAUCUACCUUCUGUCCCCAUCCUCAGAGGAAAUCUGCCGCAACCAAAACCUCACUCUUCACUGCGCCGUCAAAGACUUCUACCCUGGUGAGGUCUCCAUCUGGUGGCAGGAGAAGACAGCCCAGACGGAGGUCGACAUCCUGGCCGAUGACGAGAACCACAACUGUGACCAUAACAGCCAGCAGUGCUCAGUGAUCAGCAAGCUUGAGGUGUCCAGGAGCAGAUGGAUUCUGGGGACUUCCUACAGCUGUCUAGUCGCCCACCUCUCCUCUGAAGGGAUUAUAGCAAGAAGUGUCAAUGUUCAGACUGAGUCCUGGCACUGCUCCGUCCUGGGCAUCAACCCCUGCAGCAUCCGAGACGACAGCAUGGAUGACUACAGUGAGUUGGACGAUGCCCAAUGUGUGUGGACCACGGUCUCCACCUUCAUCGCCCUCUUCCUCAUCACGCUCUUCUACAGCGGAUUCGUCACCUUCAUCAAGGUGAAAUAGGCACCACUCUCUCCACACAGUGAAGAAGAAGGGAUGGGGUCCAAUCUGCCCCUCUGUUUGCAGUUCUUUUGCCCACUUCCAUUUCCCUGCCUAUCCAUGGCGGCUGGCCUGACCUACAGGGUAGAUCAUCUGGCCAUGGUGAUCUCCCAUUACUUCCAGAGACACAUGAAGAAAGAACAUCAAAGAAAGGCCUUCACUGUUCCCGCCCAUUUUAUGAAGGCCAAGAACUAUGCAUACUCCAUGCUAAGGGAGAGAAAGUGGGUAAAGACGUCUCCCAAAAAGAUUCUUUUGAUAGUUCUCUGUUCCUUCUCUCAGCCUUACCAUAUCAGCUCCCUAACCCCUCAAAAAAUUACCUGAGCUCCCCUCUGUGCUGCUAAAUCUUAUUCUGUACUACCCCUCCUGAGAGUCUUAGGGGGUCACGGUUGGGGACCCAAUACACCCCCCCCAUCUUUCACAGGGCUUCUAAGGUGGGAAACAAACCCCACUCCAUUCAAGGUUGCCAAGGACCCUGGGACCUCCUAGGGUAAUACACACAUACCCCCAGUCCUAGGACAGAGAUGAAGGCAGUUGCAACAAUCUGCAUCCAGAAAAAGCCAGCUCACAGCCACUCCAUGCUAUCCAACCUCGCAAGAAUUCAUCCUCGUUCUGUUUCUCCACUCAACCCCCUGAGAGCCGAACCUAAUGCUGCAGAUCCCGCACUGCACCCCACUGGAACCCAGCCUAAGGCCAUUCCCCCCAGGAGGUCCCCACUCUACCCAACAAGAUCCUAAUCCAAUGGUAUUGACCCCUCAAGUUCCCCACGUAACCCCACAAGAACCCAACUCCAUGCUGUUUCUUCUAACAAAGCCCCAACCCUAAAAGACUCCAAACUAAUGCUCUUCCUCAAUAAAUUCUCCCACUCAAUGCUGGAAGAAUCCAAUCCAAAUGCAUUCCCUACCCAUCCCUAGGAGGUUCACGGCUACUCCCCCAACAAAAUCACAACCCAACCUGACAAGAACCUAACCCAUACAUCUUCCAAUACAUACGUAGCCAAACUCCACUCUUCCA